GCAGCUGGUGCUGUAGGUGUUGUUUACAUCUCACUGGUCAUACUCUUGAGUGUGCAGCAUGAAUUCCCCUUUAAAUUCCUCUCUUAGUGCCAUUUGAGCGCAGAAAUGGAACCUGACAGUGACAAGUUCUGGUACGUGCACAGCUGUGACUUAGAUGUCGGCAUUCAGGUGAAAAUUGGCACCUUGGAUGGGAAGAGGGAGAAGCCUAACUACGAGGCUCUCUUGAAAAAUCCAUUGCUCAAGUACUCUGGGCUCUACCAGCCCGGCUGCUCUGAUCUUUAUGUUUCUUGUCAGGUGUAUUCUGACGACCGAGAACUCACCCUCCCUGUGCGUACCUCAUACAAGCCUUUCUCCGCCCGCUGGAACUGGAAUGAGUGGUUGACCUUACCACUAAGGUUUAGUGAUUUGCCUCGAAAUGCGGUUCUGGCACUCACCAUUUAUGACACCUAUGGCCCUCGAAGAAAUGAACCCAUCGGCGGCACUACCAUAUCUUUUUUCGGGAAACAUGGGGUAUUUCGGCAGGGCAUUCACGACUUGCGCGUGUGGCCAAAUCGCAUUGCUGACCACAUUCUGACCCCAGGGAAAGGGCAAGACCAUGGUAAGGAUCAGAUGCAACGCCUUGCAAAGCUUGCCAAGAAGCACCGUAACGGGCAAAUGAUGAAGGUAGAUUGGCUAGACCGUCUUACUUUCCGUGAGAUUGAAUUAAUUAAUGAGCAGGAGAAGCGCUCCUCCAACUCAAUGUACUUGAUAGUAGAAUUUCCACGAGUGGAGCACGAGGGGGUCAUCUACUCUAUAGUGUGGUGGGAGCGUGGCGGAGACAUAGAGUAUGAGCAUCGCACAUUUGGAAAUAUGGUUCGAAUCCCAGAUCCCGAGAUUGAACUGGAGAACCUUCAGGAAGCCAAGCAUCACAGAUUGGCACGAUCUUUACGAUCUGGUGUAACUGACAGAGAUUUGAAGCCAAAUGCAACUAUCCGGGACAACCUCCACACAAUCAUGGAAUAUCCACCUACGAAACAGCUGACUAGCGAUGAACAAGACAUGGUGUGGAAAUAUCGUUUCUACUUGAGUACUCAGAAGAAAGUAUUGACAAAGUUCCUCAAAUGUGUCAAUUGGAAACUCUCAGGGGAAGCAAAACAAGCCAUUGAGUUGCUGGGUCGCUGGGUUCCACCAGAUGCAGAUGAUGCAUUAGAGUUACUAGGUCCAGGCUUUACUCAUCCUGAUGUUCGUCGCUAUGCUGUUGAGCGUCUGAGUAUAGCAUCUGACGAAGAUCUUUUACUGUAUCUACUGCAGCUUGUCCAGGCACUUAAAUAUGAGGCAUUAGAUAAUGUUGACAUGAGCCUAUGUGAUGUCUCACAUUAUUCAUCAGCAAAUGAUACAAGUGCUGACACAUGUCAUACUGAAGAAAGGUCUCCUGAUGAUUCUAUGCAGGUGAAGCUGUGUGAAUCUACAGGCUCCACAGGGGGUGACCUUACACAGUCUAUCUCAUCAUCUCUAGAAGAGAGUGAAGCAGCAACCAUCCAGAGAUCACCAUCUUCCUCUCUCUUGGCAGAGCCAGAUAGUUCAGAUCCUUCAGCUACAGCUCCUGAUUCUAGUGUGCUUCCAGAAUUAGCAGAAAUGGAUGCAGAGCUGGAUCUUGCAUCUUUUCUAAUUCACCGUGCAACAAGAAACCCAACACUGGCUAAUUACCUUUACUGGUACCUGCUGGUAGAGUGUGAGGACCAGGAAGCAGGGCUCAAACAUGAUGCAAAGGUUCGUGAAAUGUAUAUGUGGGUGUUGCAGCGCUUCAAGUUGGCUCUACAGCAAGGUAGCAGAGAAGCACGAGCAUCUCGAUGCAUGCUUACAAGACAGCACCACUUCAUAGAUCAACUUGUAGCGCUUGUAAAGACAGUAGCACGUGAAAGUGGUAAUCGUAUGCGUAAAAUAGAAAAGCUGCAGACCUUGUUAGCUGAUUCUGAAAAUUUUAAAAUUAACUUUGCUAAUUUUGAUCAUUUAGCACUUCCCUUGGACUGUGAGGUAAUAGUUACUGGAAUUGUGCCAGAACGAGCUACACUUUUCAAAUCCGCAUUGGAGCCAUUUCGUCUUACUUUCAAUACAGUAUCAGGAGGGGAAUACAUUGCUAUUUUCAAGCAUGGUGAUGACUUACGUCAAGAUCAACUUAUUAUUCAGAUAAUAACACUGAUGGAUAGACUUUUGCGACGAGAAAACUUGGACCUAAGACUUACCCCAUACAAAGUUUUAGCUACAAGCAGUAAGCACGGUUUUGUCCAGUUCAUUGAGUCCUAUGCUGUUGCAGAUGUAAGUACAGUAUUUUUAUUAAAUAUAUUUAUAUUCCUUUUAAACUGGGUAUCUUGAUGCUGGUGAAGGGCU
Molecule: messenger RNA, 2367 nt
Organism: Cherax quadricarinatus
Lineage: Eukaryota; Metazoa; Arthropoda; Malacostraca; Decapoda; Parastacidae
Gene: Pi3K59F
Product: phosphatidylinositol 3-kinase 59F
Biological process (GO): phosphatidylinositol-mediated signaling; phosphatidylinositol-3-phosphate biosynthetic process; endocytosis
Cellular component (GO): phosphatidylinositol 3-kinase complex, class III, type II; phagophore assembly site; cytoplasm
Molecular function (GO): 1-phosphatidylinositol-3-kinase activity
Source: RefSeq, a predicted model, not a curated record